Molecule: messenger RNA, 11352 nt
Organism: Tachysurus vachellii
Lineage: Eukaryota; Metazoa; Chordata; Actinopteri; Siluriformes; Bagridae
Exons: 18
Coding region: 3724-10986 (2420 amino acids)
Biological process (GO): protein import; protein targeting
Cellular component (GO): membrane
Molecular function (GO): ATP binding; ABC-type protein transporter activity
Source: RefSeq, a predicted model, not a curated record
CAGAUAAAAUAAGUGGUCACGUUUCGCAUGUAGUCAGCUCCUUAAUCUUCAGAUGCCAUCCUUUGUUUUGCAUUUGUAAAAGCAUCAUCUUUUUACUAUUAAUUCAUAAUGUACCUGGCAUCUUAUUAAAUGUCAAAGACUAAGAUGAAUCCUGACUCGUCUGUACUUUAUGGAUGGAGUUUGGCUGGCUGUUAAAUUGCAUUGGUAGAUGCAAGGAGAACAGUACAAUAGGAGAUCAGUUUUGUACCUUUAUUCCUUCUAAUGAUGACGACCACGGAUCUCUGAGGCACGGCAUGAUAUGCACAACGUAGCAGACCAAAUGAGAGGAGACAAACACUGAGAUUAUAGUUGGGAACUCUGGUAUACACUGUUUGGACAGUGGACUCCCUAUCUAUCAAUGAUAAUUCCAGAGAAACAUCUGUGUUUACAUUUGACGAUGACUAUUUCUCAGAGUUACUCAGAAUGAUCCAGAAUCAGACAAAGGUAAGAAAUCUCCUCCAGCUGAGUGAUGGUCUCCACGUCCUUCUGAUGUUGCUCCUCAUGUUCAGCCAGAGUGACCUGAGAGAACAACAGUUAAAGAUCAGUGACUUUAUUUACUUCACACACAUUCAGACACUUUUAAUUACUGACUCAUUACUCAGGAGAAUAUUUUAAAGUCUGAAAAAGACAAUGUCUUUAAAAUGUGAGGAAAUAAGCAGGUAUAACAGUCAUAGUUUAGUGAAAAGCAAUGUUUACCUUCAUUAACUCCUCCUGGUCAAUCAGAGUCCUCUUCAUCUCAAUGUUCUCCUCUUCCAGGUGAGUGAUGGACUCGUUGAUCUCAGCCUGGUGGAUGCUGUGAGCCUCUUGCUCUUGCUUGUACUCCUAAAACACACAUUGAAAAGUUUUUCAAACUCAAUCGCUUUCAAAUGUUCAAUGGUCCACUUCUAUGAAUAUCUUGAAAAUACGAUGUUCAUUUUAGUGAAAUGAGUCUCAGCAUGCAGCAUAAACAGCUGGUCACACUGCCUCUGAGUCUCAGACAGCAGGUUUCAUGUGUCCUGCACUGUUCUUCACAGGAUUGAUGGAUUUAUUUACUUCUACUCACACAUUCAGACACCUUUACAAACUAACUGUUCACUCCUGAGAAUAUGUACUGGGGAAAGAGUAACACACACACAGAGUUCACAAGAACAAUUGGAAAUGUUUACCUUCAGUAACUCACACAUGGGGCAAGAGAGGUUUAAACUUGAGGGCAAAUGACAAAAAAAAGAACAUUUAGUGUGUUUUUUGUUUGAAGUUCAAAGUUCAAAUUCUUUAUUUGUCCCCCAAUGGGGCAAUUCGUUGUGCAACAGAUAGUAUAACAAAUCACACACAAUCACUCACACAAUACCAAUACAAAAAUUGCCUACCAUGCAGGCAUAGUUAAAAUAAUAAAAACAAUAAACAAUCAAUAAAUAGUGAAAUUAUCUAUGGUUCUUUAUAGAAUUGAAAAGCAGAAUGGCUGCAGAUGGCAACAUUAUAAGGGAUAUAAAUUAUCUGACAGGAUAGAUUCAACCCUUCUUAACAUAUGCUUCUGAUAAAGUUCUUCCAGACCUUUCUGCAUAGAACCUGUGAUGCUGCUGCUCACCUUAAUUAACCUUGAAAGGGAGUCUUUUUAUUUUACAGUAAUGGAUCCAUACCAGCAGAUUAAGGAGAAGGUAACAACUGACUCAACAAAAGACCUGUAAAAAAGGGUCAACAGGAUCUUAUCCACAUUAAACUUUACCAGAUUCCUCAAGGAAUACAGGCAUUGCUAGCCUCUUGCAAAGCAAACUGGUAUUUGAGUCAAAACACAGCUUAUCAUCAAUAAUGGAUCCUAGGAAUUCCAACAUUAUGGAUUUCAGAAACACUAACAAACACUAGAAAUCUGCCUCUGUGUGUGUAUAUUUACCUCAUUAUAUCUUGGACCUAUAUAUCCCUGGUGUGUGAUUUCCCCUUACAGUAUUCUCAGUAAAUACACCUGAUUUAUUCUUUAACUCUGCCUUAAAUAUUUCUCUCUAUGUGAUAAUGAUGGUAUUGCACAUCUUAACACACCUUCCACCAGCUGAAGCACCUGAUUAUGAUUCAGUGUGAACCGUGUUUCUGUAAACCUCAUAAAUACAAAAAAAAGAUGAUAAUAAUGAGUUAUAAAUGUGUGCUUUAUUCAUACCUGCAAACUCACAAGAGGUGAAAAAGGUGACAUGGUUCGAAAUACACACACACCCCCCCGGAAGAAAAAUUGAGAACUUAAAAUGAAGCACUCUGACAAGAACAUAAAGGGAAAAUACAUUUGCGUCAAGUGAAAAAAGCACUUUUAUUAAUCCUAUUUUUACCAAAAUUUCUUGGAAAUAAUUUUUCUCUGUACAAUUUGAGUGCCUUGGAACCUUAAUAAAUUGGUGAACUCAAAUGCUAUUUCUUUUGUUUUUUGGCCGCCACAAGCCUUUCAAGUGCCCGUUUUCGUUGUUUAGCAAUGUGUCUCUUUAUUGCUUUUUGUUCGUCCUCUGCGGCUUGAAGUGAGGGACAAAAUAGGUGAUUGCCUUAUCUUGCUUCUGAAUGCUGAUUGGUCAAAAAAAAAAGGAUGAUUGAGACGUGAGGCAUCAUCUGCUUACUAGUGCUUCACACUCCAGUCCAGUUGGUGGCGGUGAAUGCACCAAAAGUUGGUUUGCCAUCCGCCAUAAAAAGUCAUUAGAAGUAGAGACGCGAGGCAUCAGCUUGAUAGAUGGUAUACUACACUGCGUCCAAAACCGCCGCCUAAGCACUACUUCGCCUAAUUAUUGGAUGGAAGUAAGCGGUUUCGGACGCAGCUGAAAGAAGGCUCCCCCAAACUAAAAACUCUUCGGAUCUACACGAUUCACACAAAUGACAUAUUUUGAUUAAAAACGGCGAAUUUCACCAAAAAGCGACUAGUUUGCAGGUAUGCUUAUUUGUGCAGAGGAUAAAACAGACUGAAGAAAAAGCUUAGUCUUGUUACACACAAUAUCAGAUUGCUUUAAGUACUGUGUAGGUAAAAUGAAGCAUUCUGCAAAGUAAAGCUAAUGUCAUGGAGAGACGCUUUAAUUUGUCUUCUGAGUCUCGGCUGGGUUUUUAAUUUUGAUGAUCUGCUGCACCCAGUCAACCUCAGGGUCUGCACAUAUGCGAUAACCCCUCUUUGUGGUCAAACUGCAGGAAAGAAGAUUCAGGUUAGUGUAAAACUGUGAAAAUAAAUAAAAUGAAUCAAAAGCAGGGUUAAAAACGUACAUGAUUCCAGGAACUUCAGAGGCAACUACGUAAGAGUGGCAUUGAAAAUAAAGAACCUUGAAUAAUGAGGAAUAAAGGGAACAAAGAGUUCAUGGUGUUGACUCCAAACUCCCCAGAUUUCAAUCUGAUCGAGUGUCUGUAGGAUGUGCUGGACAAACACAAUUCUUGCUUACAGUAUGUAUUUACUUUUACUGAUUUUUUUUAAGGAUGUUUUUCCUUUGGAAGCACUUUUUAAUUAAUUAAGUAAUUGAAACUAAACCCAGCACGAUAGGUUUCCUGAAGGGGUGGGGGAUGAAUCAGCAUUUUCUACAGAUAACAAAUGGGCUAUAAAACUGCAACAUGAGCGCGUACUGUGUGGACAUUACCAGUAGACGCAGGAUGAUCACCAUGAAAGUAAAAUCAAGACGUUUUACACUUUAGGACAUUUCUCCAGAAACCUCCACACUUCUGAAAAUAUGAAGAUUCACAAGGAGUAGGAGAAAGGAAACAAGAAUGGGGAACCAGGAAGGAAAGUUAACUAUUCACAAUAAAACUCAGUACAAAUGGACCGCCUGCAUGGAGACUCAGGAGCCAUGGCCAUUUCCUGACACAUAUUUAACAUUCACAGUUGGAGGCUAUGGAAGACAGGAUGUAAAUUUAAUUGCACCCAUCGCCUUCUUGGGCACAUACUACAUCAAAGUGAAGUAUGGCGAGUGCUCAGAGAUAGAAUGCUACAAAAAUCCAGAUUUGUGGUACAUGUUUGAUCCAAAUGGUGAUUCAUAUUUCACAAUUCGAGAGAGUGGAGACCACAAGCAAAUACAUCUGGACUGCAAUAGACAUUAUGAGAAGAAAAAACCAACAUGCCCAAAUUAUGGGAAAAUUGAAGAUGAUGCACGAGAGGAAGAGGAACGAAGAGAAAGAGAGAAGCAGAGGAGACAGGCCCAGCUUGAACAUGAAAAAAGAAUUGAGGAACAGAUUCGAAGGGAAAGUGAGCUUGCUGCUGAGAAGCUUUCACGAGCCAGAGAGACGCUGAAGGAGAAACAGAGGCUGAGAGGCCAUGAGCUCCAUCACCAAACUCACGUAAUGCAACAGCCUCUGGAGGCUGAAAUUGAAAUAGAUGAGGUUUCAGAAAUAGAGAAGAAAUUCUCAGACCUCCUGUGUGAAUAUCAAAUAACUGAUGAGGAAGACUCAGAGGAGACAUUAGAAGACAGGAUGAAAACCCUACAAAAUGAGUUAAUGGUGGAGUACUGUAAGAAACACAACCUGACCAGUAGCUGUGUGUUUUCUUUCGACACUGCAGUUGGUUAUGAGACUUUGCCUCUACAUGAUAGACUGACAGUGCUUGAGACAGUACUGCAGUUAGUUUUUGAGGAGGACGAAAACGACCACACACAUAAGCAUGAUCGGGAUUUCCUCUUGGAUGUGCUCGAACUGUUGCAAGACGAUCAUCCAUCACUCGCGUUUAAUCUUUUACAGAAUGUUCUUCAAACUGAUAUGCAACUUUCUACACAGAGUAAAGAAAUUCUGUGUCACAUUGCGUUCAACAACACAUGGAAACUAGCAGAAAUAACAGAUUUCAUGCGUUAUGUUGUCAGGAAUGACAAAGACCAAGUGCAGGCAAUACUUCACAUUGCACAGACCUACAAGUUGGAGUAUGGGAAUGUCCUCAAUGCUUUAGAUAAAUCUGAUCCCCUCAGAUGGCUGAAAGGGUAUGUUGACACAGAGAGACAAAACAAUGCUGAUACUAUUAUUAGUGAAAUGCGCAACUCAAACUACCCUGAGAAUGUCCUGACAAUACUAGAGGAUGUUCUGGUAUAUCUGGAAAGAGAGCUUCCAAAAUGCAAAAGAACUCAUCUCCAUAAAAAUGACAUUCAGAGUGUAAAGAAAAUGGUUAAAGAACUGGAUUUUACCAACCCAGACAGACAAGUUCUCAAAAGUGUACUAGUGCAAAUGUCACUCGCAGUAAAAAUGUGCUCUGCUGUCACUAUUCAAAAGGGUAAAGAGGAAAAAGUCAUUGAAGGAUAUCUUCCCAGAUUAACCCAAAUUGCAGCCCUGGUGGUUUUCCUGCUUCGAAAAUCAAAAACCAACACAGGUUGUCUUCUUGAAAUUGGGACAGGUGAAGGGAAAUCUUGUAUAUUAGCCAUGCUUGCUGUGAUCCAUGCCAUGCGUGGUGUGAAGGUGGACAUUGUGACCAGCUCUCCGGUACUCGCCCGUCGUGAUUUAGAGGAAUGGAGCAAACUUUACAAGAUGUUCGACAUAACUUCAUCUGCUGUUCCUCCAGUGCUGAAUGAUGUCUCAUCUGAAGAACUAGAGGAACUGACUCAGGGAGCAUACAAACAAGAUGUAGUGUAUAGUACUGUUGGAACAUUUGCAGCAGAUACACUGAAACAAGAGUUUGAGAAGAAAACAACUCGAGGAGACAGGAGGUUUGAGAUGGUCCUUGUGGAUGAGGUUGACUACAUGACCUUGGAUAACGGAGUUCAAAUAACAUUUCUGUCCCAUGAGUCCAGUGGACUCCAACAUUUGGAACAAGUCCUAGCAAGCAUCUGGGCCAUAAUAUCGGCAUGUCGCCCAAUUGAGGUAGAAAAAACUGAAGAGACCAUGUGGGCAACAAGAGUCCAGAGUUUUCACACAGCUGCCCUGAUAGCAAUGAUUGGUUCAGAUAAAAAUGAUAAAUUUUCACCACUGGAAAUUCUGUUGCCAGGCAUUGAAUUAGGCUUUUACUCAGAGGAAGAUUUUGAAAAUUUGAAGGAAUCUAUUAAUGAAGAAGGAGAAAAGGAACAAGGAGACAUUGAAAAUGAGGCAUGGAAGACCAUCAUGGCCAAAACAGGAAUAGAACAACAAUAUGAUCUGCUCAAUGUUCUUGAGAUGGGGAUGGAGGACAAGGUGGCAUUUAACUGUUAUAGUUAUCAGCCAGAAACAAGAAAAGUGACUCAGUUUAGAGAGAAAAAGACAAAAACUGACCAAAACAUCAACAUGCUGCUACUUGAGAAUGGAAAAGCUUGUGAGAUCCUGUCUGAAAAUGUGCUCAUUGAAGCCACUGUUAGCCAGUUGAAAUCCAAAAUUAAAUACUCUCGACAAUGUAGUUCAGAAGAAGAUAAAGAAUCACUUGUAAUCCCUUCUUUCUUAGAGAAAUACCUGGAAAAUCAGCUGCCACUGUUUGUUGAGAAUGCACUGAAGGCCAUUCAGAUGACCAAAGGCAGAGAAUACAUGAUUGAGAGAUCUCUAAAAGCUCAGGGAUUAGAUGUUGAUGAAGAUGAUCAACACCUGUACCAUGCAAUAAUCCCAGUGGACUUUCAGGCUAGUGGAAUGCUGGAGAAAAGAAAACGGUGGGGUGACGGACUACAACAAUUUCUGGAGAUGAAGCAUCAACUAACUUUAUCUCCAUUAUCAAAUGUGACAAACUACAUGUCAAAUUCAAAUUUCUUUAAAAGAUAUCUCAUGGGGAAAGGGAUAUUUGGUGUUUCUGGAACACUAGGCGGAGAUGCAGACAAGGGUUUCCUGGCAAGACAUUACAAAACGGAUAGCUAUGUCAUACCACCUCAUCAACGUCAGAAGGUUACUGAGCUGCCUGCAGUACAAGUGGGGGGAGGUACUGACCAGUGGAUCCAAACUAUUUGUGCCACAGUCUCAAAAGUCUCUAAACGAGGACAGGUGGUGUUAGUCGUGUGUGAGGACGUCAACACAGCAAAUGUGCUCAAUGACAAAAUUGCAGCAGAAACUAAACAUUCAGUUACCAUGUACACGAUGAGCGAGCGCCACAACAUUGAGAACCAGGAGUUCGGCAAGGGACGGAUCAUUAUUACCACUAACCUUGGAGGACGUGGGACAGACAUUAAGGUCACAGAAGAGGUUAACCGCUGCGGUGGUCUCUUUGUGCUACUCACAUACUUCACCAAUAACCGAAGAGUCGAGAAACAAGUGUUUGGACGAACAGGUCGAAAAGGCACCCCAGGGAUGGUCCAGGUAAUACUGAACCAUGAUCGUCUGGCCAUGGCCUACCGAGGCCAUUCUAUUGAAGUCAUGAGGGAACUGAGAGAAGAAUAUGAAGUUAAUCGAAUAAAAGAAAUGGAGAAGGAGAAACUAGCUGAAAUUGAAAUGAAGGAAGAGCUGUUCUCUACAUUUUGUCAGUUCCUUAGUGACUUUGACCAGCAUUAUAGUACAGUACAGAAGAUAGACAUUUUUGAAGUGAAAAUAAAAGAUGUCCAUUGUUACUUUGAAUCUUUUCACGAUAAGAUGGACUAUCACCCAGCACUGAAUGCUUUGAAGGAAUCAUGGGGUAUAUGGCUGAUACUUCAUACAGACCAGAUUAACAUACACAGUGACCUUACACACCUGAAAGAAGACUUAAUCCAGAACUUGCAGGACACAAGUAACAAACUUUUACAAGGUCACAGUGAAAACGUUUAUGACCACAUACAGCAGGCUUUAGGAAGAACUGCCUUGCACCAUCAAAACAAAAAUAAAUGUGACUAUGGAGCGAAAACUUACUGGAAAAAAGCCUCUGACUCAGACAACUACUACAGAGCUGUUGCACUGUAUAAUCAGGCCUACAUUACCAUUAAUUUGGCCAAAAAGGGCUACAAAAGUGAGGCAUGUUCCUUACUCAAGGAAGCAGAGAAAACCUUAGAUGUUUACAUAUCUGAAACAAGCAGAACAUUGAGCUUCUGUUCUUUGUCUGUUACUCGAGAUUUUGAACCACACCACAGUGGCAGCUGUAACUUACAAAUACAAAUGCAGGCAAGGAUGAACUUAUUUAACUCAUGGAAACAAAAUAUCAAAAAUUCACUUGACAUGCUUGGAUCAGGCAGUGGAGACUUCGAAACUGUGGACUUGACUCUUUAUAGUUUAUCAAAUGAGGAGGAUUUUGUGUCUUCUAGUGAACUCGGCCUCUUUCGUAAUUAUGGCCUUGCAGUUGUGUUUGAGGUGAAACAAAAGCCCAAAUUCUCAUUUGAUGCCCUGAUUUGUUGUUUUCUUGGUGUGGUUCAGGUUGUAGCAGGGGUUCUGGUGUGCACUCUGUCACUUGGUUCCAUGUCCUCAUUUGGUCUUGGCUUGAUCUCAGAAGGCGUGUCUGAUAUGAUCAAUGGAGUCAUGGGUAUGAUAAAUGGCACAUUUGAUUGGGCAUCGUGGGCGAUAUCUAAAGCAAUAAGUAUAGGAAUCUCUUUGGUCUGUGGGGGAUUCAGUGUUCUCAAAAGAUCAUUCUCUGCUGUGAAAAAUGCUGCAAGUAAUAUUCUCAAUGGCACCACAUCCCUAAAAAGUGUUGCAUGUAAUGCCCUGAAAUCAGGUAAAAACAUGUUUGUUUCAGCAUGUAAAUCCACCAAAUCAAUGGUGUCAUCAAUGAAAAAUCUCACAUGGACUGCAGUCAAACCAACUUUGAAACAUUCCUCUAAAUAUGCUGUUCAGGAAUUGGCAAUUCAAGGAGUAAACACUGCUUUGAACACAGGCAUCGAUGUUGCACUCCAAAAGACAUUCCAUCAAGUAUUUCUAAAUACUUUUAAGGAAUCUGUAUGUUCAAAAUUACAUGAAAAUAAAGAGUUUGUUCGAGCACUCACAGAUUUCAUCAGCUCAGGAAUUCCAAAGGCUGCCUUGCAGAAAAGGUCUGGUUCUUACAGGAUUAGCGAAACCCUAAAAAACAAAAUGACUGACUACAUGGAUGUCAAAACAAAGAGUGUUAUAUAUGAUCUCUUGGUAAACUGUAAACAUAUACAUCAGGUGAUUAACAUACUCUCACAGGUAUGGGACAAAUCAGCAGAGCAUGUUGCACACCGACCUCAUACCAAUAUUUUUCUGACUGCUGCAAGCAUGUCCACUAGCGGUUAUGAAAUGUACUACUCCAUUCCUACUAAACGGACCAUUGACUGUAAUUUUGUUCCUGCACUUUUGAAGUCUAUGCAUGAGGAAGCUUUAUUUAAGACAUAUGACAAUGAUGGAAGGGAUAAACUGGAAGAUGUCGAACGUCUUAAAAUUCAUUUCAUUGAUAAAAUUUCUGAAGUUUUUUCCCAAAUCAUGGUGGAGAAAUUUUCUGGGUCUGCCACCUCCUUGUUUACAAAAACAUUUACUCGACAACUAAACUCUGCUACUGGAAAAGUAGUUGGUAAUUUACUGGGGAGGCAUGAAACCCAAAGAUUCUUUGACAGUCAGCAUCAUCAUCGUGAUCUGAAAUCUAUAACCGAAUGCAAGGAAAGAUCUGUGAAUGAAGAAGAACUGAAUCAGCUCACAUGUUUUGCUACUAAAAUAACUGAUGAACAAAAGCCAGCAACAGCUUUAGAAGUUCUUGUUCUUACAAAAAGUAACUUGCUGGAUGGAAAAGGAAUUUGCUUAAGUGUAGUAGAUCAUAAAGGAAACCUUCUUACAUAUGAGAAUUACCCAGGAACUGACCCAGCAGCUGGUAAUAUCAAUCUUGUGCUGACAAAAACACCUCAGACUUCUCCAGGAUCAAGAGGAAUAUUGAGUAAUCUGAAUGACAAGGUUAUGGGUAAAGACACACCACAAAGUGGCCACAUUUCUAUCAUACGCCCUGAUGGUUCACGAGAAACUGUGAACUCUUCCAAUCAGAACUGUCUGUAUCAUGCAAUCAUCCAAGCAACAACUAAUGACCCAAAAGUUGAUUUAAACCAAAAAGCUGUAGAACUCCGCCACAAACUUCAACAUGAGCAGAUCUGUUCCAGGGGGAAAAAAUGGCAAUUCAACAACAACCAUGACACAGAGACACUGUCAGGAAUGAUUCUUGCAAAUCCGUAUAAAUAUGCAAAAGCUGUGAAGAUCCAGAUCAAAUUCGACCGCACAAACAGCUCCAAUAAAUUUAAAAUUGAGGCUGGAUUGAAAGAAGAGGAUGAGAAGGCAUAUAAAGCAUAUAAGGAAAACAAGGAUGAAAUUACAAUUAUUGAUGAAUACAAGUUGGGAGAAGUGGAUACAUACGGAAAACUUUCAGCUAAAAAGAAACCCACCCCUGGAGUGGUCGAGGCAGACCACAUUCCACCAAAGAAUAGUUUAUGGGAACUCCGUAACAUUCUCAUCAAUGGUGUAGAAAAGAGGGAGUCAUUGGAACAAAAGAAUAAGGCACUCUAUGACUUAGUGAUGAACAAUAAGGAUAACAACGAGAUGGACCAGAAUAACAAUGAUAACAACAAAGCUUAUAAAAAUUAUGGAAGACAACUGAUUUCCAUGAACACUCUGUACUGGGACCAUCGACGUGCACUGACUACUGGCAACAGUCAUGAAUCCAAAGCAUGCAGAGAAUUGCUGACUGAUACAUUUGGAAAUGGAGACGUGGUUAAAGCACUGAAGAUGUCACUAAUAAUGGCCCACCCAGUAUCCUCGGACUACAUACGCGCCGAACUGGCUAAAGUCUCCUCAGGUCCAGACAACAACACACCAAAGAGUCAGGUCAAAGGUGGAACUGAUCAAUCUAAGAAAAUGGCGUCCGGACUUACACCAGACAAUACUAACAAAUACUACAAAGAUGGAUUUAAGAAUACUAUAAAGGUAUACAAGGAGAUGAAAGUGAUUGACCAAAACCAAGAAACUCGUCUGAUGGCCUGGGUGGAAGAUGAUAAAUAUCUGUGGGGGAAAAAUGUAGAUAUAAUAAUUACGUUUUGCGACUACAAGCUCAGUCAGAACUCCCAGGCCCGCACAAAGAAGAGGAAUUCGUCAAGAAGUAAAGUAUUGGGUGAAUCUGUGCCAAAUCAAUCAGGUGUACCCGAUGAUCAGGUGUUGCAUACUGAAAUUUUAGAUAAAAAUAAAAUACAUAAGUUUGCAGAAAGAGAUGUUGACUAAUUAAUCCAAAUAUUUAGCGCUAAGAUAACUAGUAGCUUAAAGUGUUUUUUUUUUUUUAAAAAAAAAAACAUAAUUGAGUCUGUUGUUCAAAGAGAGAGUGAGUUAUAUAUAUAAAAUCAAUAUUUAAUAAUUCUAGAUUUCUAUUGCUUAGCUGGAGAAUGUUAAAAGGUUAUAAAAUAAAUUAAUCUCUGUGUAUGAUGAAUAUCUAACCUCCUGCCUGCACCAUUAUUACUUUAUAUUAUUAGAAAUCUACACAGAAAUCAAACCAAUAAUCAUGUCCUAAUUUUGUACAAACAUUACAUGUCCUUAAUAAAACUGAGAUGAAGUGACCAUGUAUUAAAAAGCAAACACAAUGUAUGAUAAAAU